Messenger RNA from Mobula hypostoma (lesser devil ray), 1552 nucleotides. RefSeq names its product von Willebrand factor C domain containing 2 (gene vwc2). Gene Ontology annotation, cellular component: AMPA glutamate receptor complex. Gene Ontology annotation, molecular function: protein binding. Gene Ontology annotation, biological process: negative regulation of BMP signaling pathway. The transcript has 4 exons. The coding region runs from base 703 to 1401 and encodes 232 amino acids. Lineage: Eukaryota; Metazoa; Chordata; Chondrichthyes; Myliobatiformes; Myliobatidae. The record is from RefSeq and is a predicted model, not a curated record.
UGGCUGGGACGACUCGGUACUGCUGCCGCUUCCGAUCAGUGUCCGGGAUGGUGCGGCCUCAGUAACCGAAGUUCGGCUACAGACCGGGCAUGUAAAACAACCAAUUACAACCCUCGCUUUCUCACUGUCCAGCCUCGCUCUUCCGCCUGUUUUGCUUCCUUCGCGUUCCGAUCAUUUUCGUUCGUUGCCCUUUCACUGGUGCUGUAAUGUAUUUACAGUGGCCUGAAUGUUUUUAAUAGAGUUUAUGUACCUGCGCCUUCUCCGGGGCAGUUCCGGGUACCUCAGUGGCAAGCGACCCCGAUGGUCAUUCAGCCCACACCUCCCCGUGCUGAACACCGCACCGUGAUUUCCUGUCAUCGGCGCCUGUCCAUCCUCUGGGGUUAAUCAUUUGUUUUGAAGUUGUUCGGAAACAUAGCGGGAGGGAAGUUGCCGGGUGUAUGGGGAGGAGGAGGUCGCUGCUGUUGGCCGAUAGGAACAGCCCAGUUGCGUUUCCCCGUCAGGGCUGGAGUGUGGCGGCGGUGACGGGGAUCGCAGUGUGGCGAGUCUCCAGGUCCCGCACCGGUCAUGGAGUAAGCGGAGGUACCGGAUCCCCUCCGCGCUUGCUUCGCUCCCCGGGACCGUGCCUCCCUGCGCGGCUUGGACUUCCAUUAUUUCAGUUGAAGAUGCUGCAGCUGUGAGGAAUGUCCUUAACAGAUCCCUGUCAUGGCCCCUGGGAUCAUCUCCUCGCCACUCACCACCUGCUGCCUACUUUUUAUCACCCUUUGCUGCCUCUGUUCUGUGUCUCAGUCCCAGGAAGAUGUUACAGGUGGACCUGAGUCAUUGCCUAUGGUCACUGGCAUCUCUGCCACCUCUGAAUAUUCAUACCCAGAUUACCGGGGCAAAGGCUGUGUGGAUGAAAAUGGAUUUGUGUAUGAAAUUGGAGAGGAGUUCACUCCCGGACCAGCUGCAUGCCCAUGUUUGUGUACUGAUGAUGGGCCACUGUGUGUCAAACCUGAGUGUCCUAGCCUACAUCCUCGUUGUAUCCGUGUGGACACCUCCCGCUGUUGCCCUGAAUGCAAGGAAAUAAAGAAUUACUGUGAAUUUCGGGAAAAGAAAUAUAAACAACUGGAGGAAUUCAAGGUUUCUCCCUGCGAGAAAUGUCGCUGUGAACCCAAUGGCGAGGUGCAUUGUUCCGUAGCAGAAUGUGCCCAGGUUGAAUGUGUGGAUCCAGUAUAUGAGCCAGAUCAGUGCUGCCCUGUCUGCAAAGAUGGUCCCAACUGUUUUGCAGGAGUUUCCAUUAUCCCAGCCGGACGAGAGGUGAAGAUUGAUGAAUGCACAACCUGCCACUGCUCCUAUGAAGAUGGCACCUGGACAGUUGGCCAUCAAGCAACCUGUAUCAAAAAUGACUGUCAAGAAACUUAGACAAGAGAUUGUACAGUAAAAGACAAAGAAGUCUGUUAUAAAAUGAAAUUGAAGAAUGCUGUUUUUGUAUAUAUUGUAUUGCAUACCAUACUUAUAUUUAAUUAGUUACAUUAUUUGUACAAAAUCCAAGCAAUAAAAAGUGACUCGUAUA